Molecule: messenger RNA, 2439 nt
Organism: Musa acuminata AAA Group (dessert banana)
Lineage: Eukaryota; Viridiplantae; Streptophyta; Magnoliopsida; Zingiberales; Musaceae
Product: MICOS complex subunit MIC60-like
Exons: 3
Coding region: 68-2236 (722 amino acids)
Source: RefSeq, a predicted model, not a curated record
CACACACACACUCUCUCUCUCUCUCUCUCUCUCUUUUUGAUGCUGUGGGAAUAACGUUCUUGAGGCGAUGCCGGCCUCCUCCUCCGCCGCCAAUCGCCUCCCGGGAAUCCUCUUCUCCAGAGCCCUGGCGCCGCCACUGGACUCCGAUCUACAACCGGCGCUGAAGCCCCAACCGCGCCGCCGGGUACGGAGCCCCGCAUUGCCCCGCGCUGCUGCCGGGGCCCGCCCGAGAAGAUGCGGCGCUGCUUCCGGCGGGAGGAGGAGCGGCCCCGCCACCCCCCUGCUUCGCUGGAAGUUCAGCGAGAAACCCCCGUCGGAACCCGGCCGUAAGGUCCAGGACGUCGGCCCCGGAGUUCCGCCACCACCGACCCGCAUCUCCGCGAGGAAGCUCGCGGCUGGGAUCUGGCACCUGCGGCCUCUGGGGGCUGAUGGAGGCGGCCGCGGCGGCGGAGGGGAAAGACGGCGGGCUCCUCUAGGUCCUGAGCUUGUUCCUGGGUGUCAAGAAGUUCAGUUGUUUUAUAAUCCCCUUAGCACCGACCUCCAUGUUAAUAAGAAUAGGAAGAAUGGGCAUGCCAGUCCUGUGUCUGUCUUAAGUCCCAAGUAUGGUGAUUUCCACAAGAGUUCUGCAAUGGAGAAGGCAACUAAAUGGGACCCUGGGAGCUCAAUGACCACGGAGGAGGUCUACCGAUUCUACCGUCACCUUAAGCUUCUUGAAGACCAGGAACUAAACACAGUUUCUACUGUUUCUUCUCUACGGACUGAGCUUGAAAGGGCUCGUGCCCGCAACAAUGAGCUUGAGAGAGAACGUAAAUUGGCAAAGAAAAAGCUGGACCAAUUCUUGAACAGGCUUGCUGAGGAGAAAGAAUCGUGGCGGAGCAGGGAGCAUGAGAAAUUUAGAGCUAUACUUGAGGCAAUGAAGGCCGACCUUGGCAAAGAGAGGAAAAAGCGGCAAAGAACGGAGAUCAUCCAUGGUAAGCUGGUCAGUGAGCUUGCUGAGGCCAAAUUAACUGCAAAGCAGCUCUUGCAGGACUAUGAGAAAGAACGCAAAGCUCGUGAACUUGUUGAAGAGGUUUGUGAUGAGCUUGCAAAGGAGAUUGGCGAGGACAAGGCUGAAAUUGAAUCUCUGAAGAUGGAAGCGAUGAAGAUACAAGAAGAAGCUGAAGACGAGAAGAAGAUGUUGCAGAUGGCCGAGGUAUGGCGUGAAGAAAGGGUUCAGAUGAAAUUAAUUGAUGCAAAGCUUACUCUUGAGGAGAAAUAUUCAGAGCUGAGGGACCUAAAAGCAGAGUUAGAAGCAUUUUUGGCUGCAAGAAUGACUAAAGAUUCGGACUUUGCAUCAAUGAAAGAGGCUGAGUUACUUAAAGGAAAAGCAGACUUGGUAAAUAUUGAAGUGAUAAAAGAGUUCUCUUACCAGCCACCACUUGCUUCAGAAGACAUUUAUGCCGUCAUUGAAGAACUCCAGCCAAGACAAGAAACUAAUGCGAGAGACAUCAAACCUUGCUGUGUUUAUAGCCCUAGAAGCCAUGCCUCCAAGGUUAACACAGCGAGUCCUGGGACAGAUGUCUUUCUAGAACAUCCAACAAAGCAGCAUGCACAUGAGAUGAUAGAUAGCAAUGAUGAUGAAGAAGAUGAAAGCGACUGGGAAACAGUUAGUCAAGCCGAGGAACAAGGCUCAAGCAAUUCACAUGAUGGAAGCGAACCAUCUGUCAAUGAUUACUGUAAACAAAGCUAUGCUUCAGUAAGCGAAAUGGAGUUGAAGGAGAAUGGUAACAACAAACUAAACAAUGAAAUCAUUGAGGUUUCUACUACAAAUGCAAAAUCAAGAAAGAAGGUGUCUUCAAUAUGUAGGCUUUGGAGAUCAUCAGCACAUGAUAAUGUUGAAGACCUUAAGAAAAGGUCGCUGUCAAAUGGAAGGAUAUCCACUGGAACCCUGGCUUCGAAUAAUUGUGAAGAGUACAAGAAGCUUUCAGCUGAGUAUACAAAUGGAAGACCAGAUGGAAGGAUCUCCAACGGAAAUCUAUCUCCUGACAUGGGGUUGGUUGAAGCUGGUUUGAGCCCAAGAAGCAUAGGACACUUAAACUCUCCCGACUUACUGAAUUCUCACAUUCCUCGCGGAACGAAGGGGUGCAUCGAAUGGCCACGAAGCGAUCAGAAGCACGGGCUAAAGGCGAAGCUACUGGAGGCAAGGAUGGGGAGCCAAAAGAUUCAGCUGCGGCACGUCCUUAAACAGAAAACUUAGAAUGUUUAUUUGAUUAAACACAUUCUUGGCCACCAAGCCAAGAAUGUUUUCCUUUGUUAAGGCAGACUUCAAUAUCAUCUCUCCAUGAAAUCUCAUGCACGUUGCUGUAUGGGCUUGAGCAGUGCCUCUUUGUAACUUCUGUAGCCUCUAGCUGUCUAUUAUUCUAUCUGAUUAAGCAAUUUAGCAUGGAGCUUUUGUUAGAA